Metarhizium robertsii ARSEF 23 is the source of this 930-nucleotide messenger RNA. RefSeq names its product 6-phosphogluconate dehydrogenase. The transcript is spliced from 2 exons. Bases 1 to 930 code for a protein of 309 amino acids. NCBI's taxonomy places the organism in Eukaryota, Fungi, Ascomycota, Sordariomycetes, Hypocreales, Clavicipitaceae. The record is from RefSeq and is a predicted model, not a curated record. Gene Ontology annotation, molecular function: oxidoreductase activity.
AUGUCUUCCGGUCAUCGCAAAGUCAUCAAGGUCGGCAUUCUAUCCAUGGGGGACAUGGGCGUCGGUAUAGCCAAUCAAGAUACUAUUGAUAGGGCCAAGGCUGCCAAUGUUGAGCUCCUGGCAUCGGACUUUGAACUUGCGAAGCAAUGUCCGGCAAUUCUCUCAGUUGUACCGCCGCGCGAUGCCGAGGCUACUGCACAGCGGAUUGCAGACGCCUUGUCUGGAGGCUCGGCGAGUCAUUCGAUUUUUUUUGUAGACUUGAAUGCUGUUUCUCCCUCAACAUCCAAGGGCAUGGCCGAAAUGUUCAGAAGGGCCCGAGUUCCAGUCCAAUUUGUCGACGGAUGUAUCCUCGGCGCUCCUCCCCGUCAAAGACUAGCAGCAGACUCGAAGAACAGUGACGAAGAGCUGGACUGGAUACGUCCGAAUAUUCCCAUUUCUGGGCCCCAUGCUCUCUCUUCAUUACAGAAUGGUGCGGAGCUCGCCAAAGUGCUCAACCUGCGCUCUAUUUCUCCAGAUAUUGGUGCAGCAAGUGGCCUGAAAAUGUGCUUUGCUGCCAUGACAAAGGGUUUCACUGCGCUAGCUACGCAGUCCUUCACCACUGCUCAUCGACUAGGAGUAGUGGAUGAGUUGAAAAGAGAAAUGAGGGAGAUUUUCCCGAACCAUCUGACUGCUGCUGAGCGGAGUGUGCCAACUAUGCCGCCAAAGGCAUAUAGAUGGGUUAAGGAAAUGGAAGAGAUUUCAGAUACGAUGCAUGAAGGAGGGUGGACGAAAGAGUUGUUUCAUGGUAUAGCUGGUGUAUACAAAGCGGUGGCGGAGGACGCUGUUCUUGGAAAGGAGCAGAUUGGCAAGAGAGUGAGAGGGAAAAGUAUAGAGGAUGUCGCAGCCGCGAUGGGAGAGGGAUUAGAGAGGAAAAGAAAGAAGACAGAGUAG